AUGGCUGAUCCGAUUCCAGGCUCCUACCGUGAGGCUAUCCAAAACAACCAGCGUCGAUUGGAAGAUUUGGUAGAGCAAGGUGUUAUAAAACCCUUCUUUCUCUGGCACUUGCUUAUUUUUAUCAGCCUUCCAUUGGUGGGCUUGCUCGUCCCUUGUCGUGCGGGUUCACGAUAUGUUCGCCCAGCCAUCUUUGCUCUUGUUUUGAGCAUAAGCACCGACAUCUUCAAAAAUCGGCGGGUGCUCCUAGGUGCCAAUGGAUACAUGAUCGGAUUAAUGACAGUGUGGUGGACUAUAUGGAGUGCAACAAUAUUGAUAUUCCAUGAUGCCGAGAAAAACUUCAAACGGAUUGAAAGGAGGUCGAUCAGCACACCAGAAGGCACGGGGAAGAAGCAGUUGAAUGGAGAAGGGAAUUCGAGGACUUUGAACCAUAAUGACGAGUCAUCUCUAUCCAAAGUGGGCGUCAAGCGGGACAAUGAGCCUCCAACUCAAGAGGAAGCCCUCACAUGGCAAGGCUAUCCCGAGUCCUUGUCGCAUCGCCUCAAUUGGGUAAUGGGAUUGAUAUGCAACAUGAGAGGGCCCGAAUGGAACUGGCGCAUUUCUACCAUCGGGCCUCUGCCUCCAUCCGUCAAGGCCCAGCUAGGCUCUGAGGGCUCAUCAUGUAAAGAGGGCCAUUCUGCGUUUCCAGAUGCCAGAACACAAUUGCGGAAAGCAUUCGCCACCUUGCUCAAGUCGUAUCUAUUUCUCGAUCUCGUGAAAAUUCUCAUGAUGCGAGACCCAUACUUCUGGCUUGUAGUAUCUCCCUCCCCUCCACCGCCGUUCCCCUUCAGCUACUUUGCUGCGUCUUCCAUCCUCGUUCGCUUGUACCGUCUGGCCCUCACAGGUGUUGGUGUCUACGCUGCUUUGGCCUAUGCAACCGCAUUCAAUCCCAUCAUAUUUCUGGGGCUGUCUCUUGCUUUCCCCAAUGCAUCCCGUGCACUCACAUCGGUCCCUCUUGAUGCCCCCUGGCUUUACGCUUAUCCAUUUGGACCCUUUCUUACAACUAUCCUCGACGAAGGCCUAACUGGCUGCUGGAGCCGCUGGUGGCAUCAGGUUUUCCGCUUCGGGUUUACAUCAACGGGUCACUGGCUGGUGUCUUUCUUACCAUCCAAGCUGGCAAGAAAUCCUGUCGUGAAACGCACUAUAGUAGUGUUUACCGCCUUUUGCCUUAGUGGUUUAAUCCAUGGGUGCGGGAGCUAUACUCAAGUGGUAGACACCAGGCCACUGUCUGGCCCAUUUCUCUUUUUCUUUCUACAAGCUGUGGGGGUUACAAUCCAGACCACUUUCAUAACGCCAAUGCUCCCUCCCAAUAAUACUCCACUGUGGCUACGACGAAGCGUCAAUGCCGCAUUUGUGUUCUGUUGGUUGUUCGUGUCGUGCCCUUUCGUAGCGGACGACUUCGCACGAGGCGGCCUUUGGCUCACAGAGCCCAUACCAGUAAGCCCUCUUCGUGGGUUAGGGCUCGGGGCUGAGGGCGAGGGAUGGUGGUGCUGGAAAGAGCCUUGGUUCCGUUCAUGGAGUGGAGGUGAUGGCUCCUGGUGGCAGCGUGGAGUGCGACUUUUGUGA
Messenger RNA from Aspergillus wentii DTO 134E9, 1602 nucleotides. Its product is annotated as wax synthase family protein. The transcript has a single exon. Lineage: Eukaryota; Fungi; Ascomycota; Eurotiomycetes; Eurotiales; Aspergillaceae. Gene Ontology annotation, biological process: lipid metabolic process. The coding region runs from base 1 to 1602 and encodes 533 amino acids. The record is from RefSeq and is a predicted model, not a curated record.